Molecule: messenger RNA, 404 nt
Organism: Paramecium octaurelia
Lineage: Eukaryota; Ciliophora; Oligohymenophorea; Peniculida; Parameciidae
Source: the annotation of a GenBank genome assembly
AUGAAUCAUGGAGUUUUUCAACAUAAGUUUGAUAAAUAAAAAUAGAGAACUAUAACUUUGAUACAGAAGUUAGAUAAAGACCAAAGAUAAUUAGAAAAAAUAAAAUAGAGAAAUAUUUUAAGGGUUGAACGUUUGAUGUCCCUGAAUUAGAAAGAUUUAAACACCGUCUGCACUUCAAGUUUAUCAACAGAUCAUAAAAAUGAAAUAAAAUUUAGUUUACAAAGUCGAAAAAAUGCUUAUUAAAUCAAAUUAGAAUCUUUGGAGGAGAGUUUUGCUUUCCAGAAAUUUGAUAUGAAUAAUCAAAAUAGAAAUUAUUGGUACUUAUUAUAUUCAAUAAAAAUAGGGCAAGAUUAGCAUAUAGAUAAACAUUAUAAAACAGUGAUAGAUAAUAUAGACACAUUUGA